This is a messenger RNA of Musa acuminata subsp. malaccensis (wild Malaysian banana), 1384 nucleotides long. RefSeq names its product spermidine synthase 1. Gene Ontology annotation, molecular function: catalytic activity. Lineage: Eukaryota; Viridiplantae; Streptophyta; Magnoliopsida; Zingiberales; Musaceae. Gene Ontology annotation, biological process: polyamine metabolic process. The record is from RefSeq and is a predicted model, not a curated record.
AUAUGCAAUCACACGCACUCACUCCAAUAUAAGUUAUGGUAGCGACGCAAAACCCAAAGCGGUGGAGAACAUAAAAGAGGGGAGUCGGGAUGGAAGUCGGCGGCUGUGCGGCGGCAACAGAGAGGCCGAAGGCAAGCGAGGAGGGCAACGGCAACGCUGAGCCGGCAGUGCCCCACGAGAAGAAGAUGAACGGCAUCUCCGCGGUCAUCCCCGGGUGGUUCUCUGAGCUCAGCCCAAUGUGGCCAGGAGAAGCUCACUCCUUAAAGGUGGAAAAGAUAUUGUUUCAGGGGAAGUCGGACUACCAAAAUGUUCUGGUCUUCCAGUCAUCCACAUAUGGCAAAGUUCUCGUUUUGGAUGGAGUCAUUCAAGUAGCAGAGAGAGACGAGUGUGCUUACCAGGAAAUGAUUACGCAUCUUCCACUCUGUUCAAUCUCAAAUCCUAAAAAGGUUCUUGUCAUUGGAGGCGGAGAUGGUGGUGUUCUGCGAGAAGUGUCACGUUACACAUCUGUGGAGCAAAUAGACAUAUGUGAAAUUGACAAAAUGGUCGUGGAUGUUUCUAAGCAAUUUUUCCCUCAUCUGGCUGUCGGGUAUGAGGAUCCUCGUGUUACUCUACAUAUUGGUGAUGGAGUUGCAUUCCUCAAAGAUGCGCCUGAAGGUACUUACGAUGCAGUCAUCGUGGAUUCUUCUGAUCCGAUAGGUCCAGCUCAAGAACUUUUUGAGAAACCUUUCUUUCAAUCAGUGGCAAAAGCUCUCCGUCCAGGAGGGGUUGUGUGCACCCAGGCAGAGAGCAUAUGGCUCCAUAUGCACAUUAUAGAAGGCAUUGUCUCUGCCUGUUGUCAGAUCUUUAAAGGCUCUGUGAAUUAUGCUUGGACAACAGUACCUACAUACCCAAGUGGAGCUAUAGGUUUCAUGCUUUGCUCCACGGAGGGACCAGCUGUUGACUUCCAGCAUCCUGUCUAUCAGAUUGAUGAGGAUGAAGCUUCCAACAAAUCUAAAGGACCCUUGAAGUUCUACAAUUCACAGAUUCAUUCUGCUGCAUUCUGUCUGCCAUCUUUUGCAAAGAGGGUCAUUGAUUCUAAAACCAGUUGAGGUUUAUCUCUGUCCUUCCGAGUUGAGACGAGAACAAUCCUCGAUGAAAUGAUGCAGGCUGGCAAAUGAUACCACGGCUGCGUAGCUCAUCAAUGCCGUCUAUUCAUUUGGUCAUGCAUAAUUAAGAGGAAUAUAGCACCAAGAAUUUUGUUUAUCCCCAGUUAGUCGAUAUAUAAUCAUCUAGUUAACAUGUCAUUAUGAGCUCACCAAAGUCAAAUGGUGUUUCAUUCAUCUUUGGAUGAAGUUGCAGCUUUCUUUUUCACCACCUAAUUAUAUAAAUGGCAGUUUAUUAGAAU